Messenger RNA from Chlorella variabilis, 1080 nucleotides. RefSeq lists its product as hypothetical. Gene Ontology annotation, cellular component: nucleolus; preribosome, large subunit precursor. Bases 1 to 753 code for a protein of 250 amino acids. Gene Ontology annotation, molecular function: RNA binding. Gene Ontology annotation, biological process: nuclear-transcribed mRNA catabolic process; rRNA processing; ribosomal large subunit assembly. NCBI's taxonomy places the organism in Eukaryota, Viridiplantae, Chlorophyta, Trebouxiophyceae, Chlorellales, Chlorellaceae. The record is from RefSeq and is a predicted model, not a curated record. The transcript has 6 exons.
AUGCCCAAGUCGAAGCGGAACAAGCUGGUGGCGCUCACAAAAGUGAAGAAGAAGGACAAGUCGUGGAAGGAGGGCCUAAUCAACACCGUCAGAGCCUAUGUGGACGAGUACCCCUCCAUCUACCUGUUCAAAUUCGAGAACUUUAGGAACGAGCAGUUCAAGGAGCUGCGGGAGCAGCACCGCAACACGAGCAGGUUCUGCAUGGGCUCCAACAAGGUGCUGCGCGUGGCGCUGGGCCACGACGCCGCUGACGAGUACCGCACCAACCUGUGCCAGCUGGCCGGCCGCAUCCGCGGCUCUGCGGGCCUCUUCUUCACCAAGCUGCCGCGCGGCGAAGUGGAGGCCAUCUUCGAGGGCUUCGAGGUGGUGGACUAUGCGCGGGCGGGGGCACGCGCCACAGAAGACUUCAGCCUGGAGGCGGGGCCGCUGACGCUGUACGGCGAGCCGCUGGCGCACACGUUGGAGCCCACGCUGCGGCAGCACGGCCUGCCCACCAAGCUGAACAAGGGGGUGGUGGAGCUGGUGGCGGACUUUGCUGUGUGCAAGGAGGGGCAGAAGCUCAAAUCCAACCAGGCCGCGCUGCUGCGCAUGUUUGACAUCAAGCAGGCCUCGUUCAAGAUGCAGCUGCUGGCGGUGUGGGAGGCGGAUGAGGUGGAGACGCUGGCGGAGGAUGAGGAGGGCAGCGAGGGCGGCGGCAGCGAGCUUGACGACGCGGACUUGGAAGGCAUCGAGCUGCGGGAGGUGGAUGUGUGAGGUGGUAUGUCUGUCACGGUCCUGCGCGCCAGCUAUCAACAUCCCUCCAGCCCGUUUACAACUUCAGAGUGAAUCCUUUACAAGUUUGUAGAUUGAAUCCUUAGGCCAACAGCUUUUUGCCCCACCACUACACCUAGCCAGUUAGCCUGUUGCUGUGUUAUUGUGCUCGUCUGCGAUCCCGCUCAACCGUUUGCUGCUCCCUCUGCCGCUGUCACCUCCCUCCUAUGCCGCCGGCAUUGCUUCCUUCUGACGCAUGCUUUACACAUGAUAUGUUGACGCCAGCCAAAGCUGCUGGAUUGCCUGCCUGAUAUUGCAACCACACAGCCC